AUGGCCAGAAGUCCUUUGGUUGAGAGCCCCUUCGAGAACUCCCCUUUCAGCGGAGCGGUAGCCUCACUCGUGUCCCUCCUGCUCCGAUCGUAUGUUUGGAACGUGUACGGCAUAUACAUCGACAUCAAAGCCCUCCAGAUCUCCUUGCUAGCCGGCCGCAUAUUUAUCAAGGGGCUCCGAUACCAUGGGAACAACGAGACUAUCUUUGUACACGAUGCAUACAUAACAUGGUCGUACUGGCAAUGGCGAGUCCGAGAUGCAGAUAUCGAAAGAGCGAGGGUUGGAAUCCAAGAUUAUGCGCAAGGCAAAAACGACAAGAACUCGAAGCUGCCAUGUCGGGUGAACGUCGUUAUGUCUGGGCUGGAGUGGUUCAUUUACAACCGCAGCGCCGCCUAUGACACCGUUUUGGCCGGCUUGGUCGAUGAUGAAGCCUCUACCACUCCUGUCCCAAAGGAGGAGGAGCAUUCCAAGCUGAGGCGGCGCGCUGAAAAGACGUCAAACGUGCCUCCCCGGGACGCCUCGCCACUGAAGUCCACCUCAAAUCGAGCGGAGUCAGGAGAGAGCAGUAUGAAUGGCUUCGGAAAGCCCAAGGCAACCUUCCAGUCCUCGGGGUCAGACGAUGACAACGCGGCGUAUCAAGACAACUCUGACUCCAAAGACGAACUCCCGCUCUUGCUCCAGUUCUACCCGAUCAACCUGCAAUGCAACAAGGCUGCCGUGGUCAUGGGCAACGAGAACACGCAGGCUAUCAUGAUUGUCAACGCCAAGGGAUUUUCAGGUGAGAUCGAUGCAAGUGCGACCGAAACGCCUGACCCGUACCGCCAGAUCUACAAGAUCAAACUCGAUUCCCCUGUCAUUGAGAUGAGGGACAAUCUAGAUUACAGGGAGGAUCAAGUCGACAGGGCAGUUCGAGAGAAACAAGUCGCAAAGGAUUCCGCUCCUCUGCCAAAGCGCUCAUUCUUCCGCCGCUACCGACGUAAAGCCUUAUCUCAGCUUCGGGAUCUGGUUCCCUUCUGGAGAUCGUCUGUCGAGUCGUUCUCUCCGGGGGAACGCACCCCAAUCGCUACUGCGGACAGACAAACGCCUGGGUCCAGCCAUUGGCAAGGUCUCUCGAGAUACCUGGACGACCUCGAACGGAAUGAACAAUUGCGAUGGGCUGGUGUGGAAUAUGCUGCUGUGAACACGAUCAUGGACACGCCUGAAGCAACCAUCACAAUAUACUGGGACACCCCGACCCUAGUUGCGCCUCGGCGGCCCGGUACAGUUGAGAAGGCAACAAGGUCCGGCGAUGGUGCAAACAUCAACGGUGAUGAUUCGCCUGCCUGGGGCAUCAAUUUGUCAAUCAAAGGCGGCUUCGUUAACUACGGGCCGUGGGCGGAUCGCCACCGUGCGGAACUACAACGGGUCUUCUUCCCGGGGCUUUGCAAAGACUCCCAACCAGCUGAGAAGCUUCCGAUAGGAGCCAGCAGGGUCCCCACCCAAUUCAAAUUGUAUGUUGAGCUCGAUGACGAGGUGACUCUCCGUGUACCGAUCCGAGAGGAGUCGAAGAAUUGGAGGUUCAGAGGCCAGGAACCUCCCAUGAGGACCGACAAGGACCGCGACAAACGCAGCACGAGAAAUCGGCUCAAGCAGUCUGAUCAAGGUGCCACGGGUGGUUACGAACGUCAAUAUGGAUGGCUUGAUGUUAAGAUCGCAGCCAAUGCUACAAUAUCGUACUCGAUGGACAUGGUCGCAAAUACCCAUGGGUUCUCCAGCUCACUUGACCUUGACUUCCCAAAGACCGAGAUUACAAGCAGCAUCAACCACGAAUUGCUUUGGCGAUCCGGCAAGCAGCGCAUUUCCUGCGAUCUCUCCACGCCUCUUAAGUGGAAUGCGCUUCGCCAAUGGCGGUUCGAUAUCACCACCGACGCACUAGAGCUGUUCAUUCUCAGAGACCACAUCUUCCUCUUGACCGAUCUUGUCAAUGACUGGUCAAGCGGACCGCCUGCCGAAUACCUCGUCUUCACACCUUUCAAGUACUUCCUGGACUUGCAUUUCUCGAACCUGAAGCUGUACCUCAAUGUGAAUGACGGCAACAUCAUCAACAAGCCGACAGACCCCGAGGACAACGCGUAUAUCAUUGUCACGAGCCCCCUGCUGGAGUCGAGUACAUGCAUCUCACUUGACAAAUUUCGGCCGUCUCGAAGCAUGGUUCCCUUCGAUGUCCGCGCCGAAGAGGCGUUUAUCAGCUUGCACGUUCCGCCAUGGAAUACCCAAGCGAGCUUUGUCAAAUCUAUGUCCGUUGGUCAUCUGGAGAAUCUGGUUGUUGAUGGCCAGUACCAUUACAAUGCUGGAACUUCCCCAGCAUUGACAGACACGCUCGUUGUCAACGUGAACGGACAGUCUCCUGUAGUCCACCUCUACGGAUUUGUCAUUAGGUAUGUCAUGAAAUUGAAGGACAACUACUUCGGCGACGACAUGCAUUUCAAGACAUUGGAAGAAUAUCAAGAGAUGCUUGAUGCGAAAGAGAAAAACCCUGACGCGGAGCUCGCUGCAAAGCCGCCGUUCAAGAAGUCCAAUGACAUGGAUGUGAUGUUGAGUGUCAGACUUGAUGACCCCAAGCUGUUUUUGCCUGCCAAUCUUUAUUCCUCGGAAAACAACGUGCAGAUCGACGGGACACAUCUCUCUGCAGACCUACGGUUCACGAAUUACUACAUGGAUUUGGACUUGGUUAUCAGCCCACUCCACUUAUCCUUGGGACACGGCGAAAGUGGCCAAGAGACGCCUCUCAGUGCAACCACCACCACUCAGAUGUUUAUUGACGGCAUCACCGUCUAUGGACAUCGUGUAUUUGGAUUGCCGCCAACAGAGCCGACAUAUCUCUGCAAUUGGGACUUAGGCAUUGGUGCUAUUACCGGAGAGUGCACUGCUGAUUUCCUCACUGCCCUUAUGCGAGGAGGGAAAGCCUUUGGCCUCAGCUUUGACGACGACGAGAAUGCGUUGGUCCCUAGUUCGUCAGUCAUCCUGUACGAUGUAACAUUCCUACGCGUUGCGGUGCUGUCCGUCCGGCUGUGGCUUCACGUUGAAGAGGCCGCCUUCCUCUUCUCGACCGGCUCUAUUGAUGUCAACUUUAAUGACUGGGCGAGAUCGCACUAUUCCAAACGAGCCAAUGUCAAGAUACCGGAUAUCCAGCUAUCUUGUGUGAAUGCCGAGUCUGCGUCCAGGCAACGAUCGAGGUCCUAUGAUACAGUCGAGACAAACCUCUUGGUUCGAACGAGUAUCCACCUGGCGAGCAUAGCACGGAAGUUUGACUUCUCCAAUGAGCGCAAGCUUCAGCAAGAGCUCAUUAGACGUGAAGAUCAGAGGAGCUUGCGGACCCCUUUCCUCCUUCAGCCGGGUCUCCUCGGCAAUUUCACCCCAGAACCAAUCGACCCUAUGGCUCAGCCUGUGCCACCUGUACCGCAGCCAACGGGCGAGGAGGACGUGCCAUACGAUAAAGUCUCCUUGUUAUCCAGCGGCACAUCGCAACACCUUAGGGGCCUCAAGCACAAAUCAUCCUUCCUGAGCGUAUCAAGUUCGAGCCAAAGCAGCAUCAAACGACCCUUGAGCUCUCGGCAGUCUUCGCGCCAUUCGAGGCUGCCGGAAGGACUCCGGCCUCUGACAGCAAUCGGGCAGCAGAGCCUACACCGCAGGGAUCCUUCAGCAUCCACCGGUCGUCACUCGGCUUUUUACAGUGCGUACGCUGAUGUUGCAGACAGAAGAGACCAGGUUCACAACACGGUGGCGUUCUCCAGUCAAUACUUUGCACCAUACUUCCCUCUCGAGACAGUCCAGCCAGACAUCACAGAGACUCUCGAGACUAGCAUCGAAACGGACGAGGAAGCCGCUGGCUCAGCCACGGCUUUCGACCUAGAGGAUGUUGACCCAGCUAACAUGAAAGAAGAUAGCGCGUACUCGAGUCUGAUGGUAGAGCUGCCCGCGGGAUUAACGGCAUUCCUCAAUCCGAUUGCUGUCAAGAGCAUAUCUUCGCUUAUCUCUGCGCUCCAACCUUCGAAUCCGGAGGACAUACUCGAUUCCUUGCAGGUCGAUGCAAUGGGCGACAUUUUCUCCAAACAAAGCAAGAAGAAGAUGCAAGGAAAAUUCAGCGACCUAAUGCUGAGGAUACCCAAGGCAAAUUUGAGAUUCGUCAAUGCGUCUGAAUUGGACUCAUCGGAACCACCUCAAGAGGAAGAGGACCAGUACGAUGCCCACGUGAGCGACCUCGUGCUCACAACCAGGACUCAGAGCUCGUGGGAAGAUCCUUUCGACUUUACCACCAUCCAGGAGAAGAGCUCAUUCCACGUGAGACUUGGUGUCCUCGAGCUUUCAGCAGCUGAGCGUCUCGCCUCGCACCUUGAUACGCAUGCAGCUGUCAAGGCACAAGUCGAGAAUGUUAUGAUCUCCAUGGGUACUAAAGAUAUGACAUACCUCGAUGGAGAAGUCGGAAGCAUAACCAGCAGCAUAUCGUCAGAAAAGAUUGAGUAUCUCGCAUCGCUCAUUCGCCGAACGACCACACUGGCGACUGAAUUGGAGAAAGUGUUCACGCCAACGCUCGCUCGCGAGGGCAGGCUCAUCAAGUAUUUGACUUACAAGCUUGUGAGCGAAGGACAUGAUGCUAUUGAUCCGACAUUUUUGAUCCGACCGUCAGCUGUCCUACGAUCCGCGAAGGAGCACCUGCGAACCUACGACUCGUGGAAGCUCGUUGCCCGGUUGAGACAGAUGUGGACCGCGUUGAACCCAAACAGCAAAGAGCGACUGGAGCUGGAUUGCCUGGGCUCUGAAUUUGAGUUUCCUGCGGACGUUCGGCAGCAGGUCGUGCACGCUUUUGAACGUUGGAGGAAUUGGGAUCUCAGCAGUAUAACUAAUUCGGAGCUCGUACAAAACAUAUUCGGCAAGGAUGUCAGCACAAAACCACCAUCGCACGACACAGAUAUGGCAUUCCUCGCUGUCAUGCGCCUCCGCGACACACAAUUCGUACUCGACCCUGGUCCGAAGCAGAAUGAGAUCGUUUUAACGGAUGUCACUGCCAGGUUCCAGGACAGGAACUUGUCGAAUUCGGAGGCCAGCCCAGAAUCUGGGGCCGAAGCGGCCUCCAUCACAAUGCUCAAUGUCUACUGCGGCGAAGCUGCAAUAAGACUGAACUGGGAUCUGUGCGAGCUCGCCGAGGAUGUUUUGAAGCUUUUCACCAGACUGCAGAGCCAGAAGGAAGCUCGAGCUGAAGAGACCGCCAAACCCUCUUCGAAGUCGGUUGGCAAGCCUCUCCAUGCCGUGAUGUCCAUCGGCCGCGGCGAGAUAGCAUUCGAUGCUAUCAACCUCAAUUCAGUAUCUCUUGCUGAUGGCAUGAAGGCGUCUGCGCUCGUCCGACAUGACUCCAAAGAUGUCACUGACACGGACUUUGUCCUUAGUUGUGAGGCCUUCACAUCUCGCCUACGCAGCCACACUCAAGUCAUCGGUGUCUUCCAGCUGCGUGAUCCGGCUGUGAUUGUCUCCCACACGUUACAGGCCACAGAGACGACUGAUUCCCAUGUGAUCAAAGCCUCGGCAAGCAGCAAAAAGCUUUCUUUUGCAAUCCAGCAAGACCCAAUCGGUCUGUUGGAAGUCCUCGAUCUCGUGAUCAGGGAUGAAGCAGCGCAACUCUACCGAUUGAAGAGCCAUUUGCCAUCUUCAUCAUCACCAAAGCCUAAGCAACCACAACCAAAGAUCAAGGACAGGCUGUCAUCGUUCAGAGUGAAUCUUGCCUUGUUCCUGGAUGAGUACUACAUCAGCGUUCCUCUGCUGCAGUCCUUGACGUAUCGUGUGUCAGGCGUUGUCGCUCGUGCUGCCAUGGCCGCCAACUUUGGAAAGGAAAUUAUCUUUGAUUUCGACGUCAAGGAGAACUCCCACGAGAUUCAGAUCAGAGUCAAUAACAAGCCGCGGUCUCUAUCACUCCUUCAAAUACCCCCAACCAAUGGAAGGGUGACGACUCUCAUGAGCGAGGGCGAGACCCACGUCAGCACAUUUGCGUCGAUUGAGCUCAUCCAGCUGGACGCGUCUGCAGUCUACAGCUUGCUCGGCGCCUUGAAUAGGCCUGAAAUAUCAAGCUCGGUUGAUGACAUCCAAGAACAGGUGCAGCUUAUCCAAAGACAUAUUCGUGAGACCUUCGACACUGGCCAGGGAUCACCUACUCCACAGCAUGAUAACAUGCCGACGGAUGACCCAAAGACGGCCUUGGUGUAUAUCGCUCAUGUCACCUGUGAGGGUCUCGAGAUAUUUGGAAACUCGCCCCUGAAGUCGGCCGCAGAGCCAUUGGCCCACAUUCUCUUCCACCUGGGUGGCGUUCACUUGCGAAUCGGCAAUCGGCCAGAGGCUCAUAGGCCAAUCCUGGAUUUCCCAGAGGUACAUGUCAACCUACGGCAGAUUGAAAUGGAGAUCGCCAGAGGCACAGAGGCCGACGUUCGAACUUGCGGCAGGUUGGCUUUUGGCGCCCUUAUCACGGCGACCUCAAAGGCUGCAGAAGAUGGGUCCGAACAGAGACAUUUCAACGUUGCUACCGAUGGCUUUGACGUGAUUCUCUCUCCAGAGACCAUUUCCACGGCUGUCGACGUCCUCGGGUAUAUGGGUGACAAGAUCAAGGACCUUGACACAUCCCGCGAGCUCGAACUGCUGCGCAAGCUGAGGCAGACCAAGCCCAAGAUCACCAUCAACGAUGAGCAAGGACAAGAAGAGACAGACUUCCUUGACUCCUUCCUCUCCACAAUCAGGUACAACUUUGAGAUUCGCAAAAUGCAGAUCUGCUGGCUUGUCCUGACUGGGAGUGAGGAGCCUGUGGAAGGCAAGGAGGACCUGGUCUUUACGUGGGACAAGAUCGAGCUGGGCACGCGCACAAGAAAUUCUGCCAGACUUACGAUCGAGAACUUCCAGGUGCAGACGGUUCCAAUCGGCCAGGACAAGAGGCUGCGGUCUGCUAACUCAGCACUGAUGCCUGAGGUGGUCUUCAAUGUGGCUUAUGUAUCCACAUCGAAUACUCGCCGCAUGGCUUUCCAGGCUGUUGGCAAGUCUCUGAACCUGCGUCUCACAUCUGGAUUUGUCAUCCCCGUGUCUAACGUGGCUGACUCCAUCAACUUGUCCGUCAAAAAUGUACGAAAGGCCUCACAACACUGGAAUCCACCAAGGAGACCAAGUCAAGCAGCGGCAUCAGCAGAGAAGCCAGCAGAGCCACGCAAGGCUUUGUUUGGAAACAAGAGGAUGGAAUCGUUCCUAGUCGACGCGGACUUCGCUGGAGCUGUCGUCUACUUAGCCGCGAAGAAGGAAGUCGACGACACUUUCCGUUCAUCGAGGGCGACGCGCGCUGGUCUAGCCGGUAAAUAUGGGCAAUUCACUGCCGACGACACCGGCAGCAGUACGGUCAUGAAGUCUCCAGGUGUCGCAUUCAAGGUUGAGUACAGAGAUCCCGGUAACGAGGAUCCCUCUCUGUAUGGCGAAAUCAAAAUCGACGCCUCGAGCAACACGCUUUACCCAUCGUUCGUCCCUCUGGUGCUAGACAUGACGUCGAGCAUCAAGGAAGUCCUCGCGAACGAGUCGGACAAGAACGUCGAGCCGCAGCAAGCCCUUGCUAAGACUAAGGCUGCCCAGGAGGACUACCUGCUUGAUCCGAGUGCCGUCAUCGGCCGACUGAAGCUGAAUUUGGGUCUGCGUAUCUGCAAGCAGGAGUUCACACUGAGCUGUCAACCCAUCGCACGCGUGGCGGCGUCGGCUGCCUUCGACGACAUGUACUUCACUGUCAAUACUGUCGCCUCUGCUGACCAAGGGAAUUUCUUUGCUAUGUCGGGAGCCAUUGCCAAUCUCCACGCCUCUGUCCGCCAUGUGUACUCACGGGAAGAGACAGGUCAGUUCAACGUGGACUCGAUUGUCUUGUCUCUGAUGAACAGCAAGCACGUUAGCGGCAUCAGCGGCGUGUCGGCUAUCCUGAAGUUUAGUCCUAUGGAGGUUUCUGUCAACGCAAAGCAGCUCCAGGACUUCCUGCUCUUCAGGGAGAUCUGGAUACCGCGGGACGUCCGCCAGACUUCGACGAAUCCGAUGGCUAAGCUGCAGACGGAGACGUCCCAAGGACCACAGGGGCAUCUGGUGCAGAGAUACCAGCAGGUAGCUGCCACUGCAGCUUUCCCCUGGACGGCUACGAUAUCCAUGUCUGCUCUGGUGAUCAAUGUCGAUCUUGGCCAAGCAAUUGGAAAGUCCAAGUUCGCCAUCAACGAGUUCUGGGUUUCGUCCAAGAAAUCUUCGGACUGGGAACAAAACCUUUGCCUAGGUUUUGAAAGAAUAGGGGUUGACAGCCAGGGCCGCAUGAGCGGUUUCGUGGCCAUGCGCGACUUCAAGCUCCGAACCGCGAUCCAAUGGCCACAGAGAGAGCGGGCCCUGAAUGAGACCCCCAUGAUUCAAGCUUCAGUCACGUUCAGUCAGUUCCGCAUCAAGGCUGCGUUCGACUACCAGGCCUUCCUCGUCGCCGACAUCACCUCAAUGAAGUUCCUCAUGUACAAUAUAUUCGGAACCACGACGUCUGCCGCACAAGGAGUCGCCCUGUACCAGGCGUUUACGAAACUCGUAGCAGAGCGCAAAGCCAGCUUCCAGACAUCUCUCAAGGAGAUUGAGAAGUUCAUGAAGAGGAGCUCGAUAGCUUCGAGCACUGCAACGAUUCAGAGGCCGUCCAUUUCCAAGGCUCAAGGCGAUGAAGUCUUAGCGAAAGCACCCAUCUCCCUCGACACCGACGUCGUGGUGACGCUCAAGGCGCUCAACCUCGGCGUCUUCCCCACCACCUUCUCUGACCACCAGGUCUUCAAGAUGGAGGCGCUCAACGCACAAGCCCGCUUCGCCGCGUCGAUUGACGACCGGCGCGUGCACAGCAUCCUGGGUCUGACGCUGGGUCAGCUGCGGAUCGGCCUGGCAGGUGUGCGGACGAUCGAGGCGCCCAAGGCGCUGAGCGAGCUGACGGUCGAAGACGUGGCGGCGUCGGCGACGGGCUCGCGGGGCGGGACGAUCCUCAAGGUGCCCAAGGUGGAGGCGGUGAUGCAGACGUGGCAGAGCCCGCAGUCGAGGCACAUCGACUACAUCUUCAAGAGCGCGUUCGAGGGCAAGGUCGAGGUCGGGUGGAACUACAGCCGCAUCUCGUACAUCCGAGGCAUGUGGGCCAACCACACGAAGACCCUCGCCCAGGCCUACGGCAGGGAGGUGGUGCUCCCGUCCGCAAUCAAGGUCACGGGCGUGCUGCCCGAGCCGCAGAAGCAGGCCGGGCUGGCGCCGCCGGCGGACGAAGGUGACACUGCCACCAAAGGGAACAACAACAACAACAAGGAUGCCGAAGGGGAGGAGGAGGAGAAGAAGAAGAAGGCGCAGCAGGGCAAGAUCACGGCCGAGGUGGACCUCCCGCAGUCCAAGUACGAGUACAACCCGCUGGAGCCGCCCAUCAUCGAGACGCCGCAGCUGCGCGACAUGGGCGAGGCGACGCCGCCGCUCGAGUGGAUCGGCCUGCACCGCGACCGCCUGCCGAACCUGACGCACCAGAUCGUCAUCGUCAGCCUGCUCGAGCUGGCCGGGGAGGUGGAGGACGCGUAUGGCAGGAUCCUGGGGAGCUCGUGA
Molecule: messenger RNA, 9627 nt
Organism: Diaporthe citri
Lineage: Eukaryota; Fungi; Ascomycota; Sordariomycetes; Diaporthales; Diaporthaceae
Exons: 3
Coding region: 1-9627 (3208 amino acids)
Biological process (GO): fermentation
Cellular component (GO): membrane
Source: RefSeq, a predicted model, not a curated record